This is a messenger RNA of Lasiodiplodia theobromae, 795 nucleotides long. Its product is annotated as Sigma-54-dependent Fis family transcriptional regulator. Bases 1 to 795 code for a protein of 264 amino acids. The record is from RefSeq and is a predicted model, not a curated record. The transcript has a single exon. NCBI's taxonomy places the organism in Eukaryota, Fungi, Ascomycota, Dothideomycetes, Botryosphaeriales, Botryosphaeriaceae.
AUGCCAACCACCACCCCCCAACCCAUCGCCCACUGGCGCUGCUGCCUCUGCCACCACACCGAACACAACGCCAUCACCCGCGACCUCUCCCGCCCCGCGCACACCACCACCACCGGACCACCCUUCCACCCCGCCCGCUGCGCCCUCUGCGCCCAACCCCCCUGCGCGCGCUGCCUCAUCGCCCGCCCCGCCCCGCGCUGGGACGCCUCCUCACACACAUACACCUCGCCUUCCUGCCUGAUCGAAUGGAAUCCGGCGCGCCGCGACGCGUGGGGCUUCGUCUGCAUGCACUGCGGCGUCCCGACGCUCGUGUCGCGCGCGAGAAGGUUCGCGCACGCGGCGGCGAGGACGGCGUGGAGUAGGCCGUCGAGGGGGCAUGAUGAUGGUGAUGAUGAUGGGUGUAUGAUGGUGUUGGGGCCGGGGGCGACGGUGUCGGAGGAGGUGGCGGCGGGGAUGGUUGCGAGGGGUGGCCGAGGGGAUGAUGGGCGGCCGUACGAGGGGUUUGAGAUGGAGUUUUUGCCGUUUCAGCGGAGGAGGAAGGUGGGGGUGGGGGAGAUGCUGGGGCUGGUGGCGCGGUGUGGGAAUGAGGCGUGUGGGCAGCCGAUGUGCGAUGAGAGUUUGGAGUUUUAUGUGCCGGUGGAUGAUGGGGAGGACGAAGAGGUGAGUCGGUGGGAGCUGGCAGACUGGAUCUGUUCGGCGGCGGAGGGGACGGCGAGGUGGGUGGAUGUGGCGAAGUUGAAGAGGGUCGCGAAGGGUGCUCUGGGUUUGGGGGUGAUUUACUACGUGUUGCUAUGA